GAGAGGAUAACUGCCUGUUUGCUCACUCUUGUCGUCUUGCUCCCCCUCCUGUCCGCUCACUUCCACUCGCAGCGCUCCAACCGCCAGGCAGCCAGCUCCAGGGAUGCCCACCAAGGUCCCCACGUGAAGGGGAGACCGAGGCGGGGAGGGGGGCGGUGGGGGGACAACAGAGAGCGAGAGAGAGAGACGGGAGACAUCUGGAGGAGGAAGGAAGAAGGCGGCGGCGGGAAUAACGAGCAUCGCCGGAGGGAUGCGAGAACCGGAGGAGGAGAGAGAUGUGGAGUUUCUACUGUAUUGAGCCACUAGGAAAUGACUCGGUGAAAGAAGGGCCAACAGAAGAAAAGAGCUUUGAAGGGGGACAAUAAAACCAAGGAAGUGAGAGCCACAAAAACCGAAUGACGCAGGGUGUGAUGGAGAGCCAAGCGGGUCCGGUCCAUAACUUGGCUGUCCUUCCUCUUGUGGGCCCGAAGGACAAAGCAGUUGGAAAGGUCGAACAGCCAAUGUGAUGAACACAAAACUAAAGGACAGGUGGCAUCCUCCCUUUUUAUUUGCUCCCAUUCUUACUCAAAGAAGAAUGGAAAGGAAAAGCAACAGAACACACGCAGCAUUGUAAAGAAUAUUUAUGCAGCUGCAUAUAUUUAUUUUUCUACCUGCAGAAGAUAAAGGACUUUAUUCUUUUUCUUUUGACCUUUCAUCAUCUUUACCUGUGAAGAUGACAUUCCCUUGGGUUAAAGGCAAGGGAUAACCAGUGUGCGAGCCCAAAAAAAGACACCAGUUAUCCCAUAGAACAGUUUGCUAAAACUCCAGAUCUAUCACCGUAUUGAUGACGAUAAGGCCAAUGGAAAAUCACUGUCCUUGGUGAUGCACUGAUACGACCGGGCCUUCUGCGACACUUCGGACUGCCCGCAGAGUUGUUGGAUGUUGGGGGAGAGUGAGAGGAAAGAGCAAUGGUGAGCAAAGAGUCCAACCUCUUGCUGACGGGCCAAACUAACGGCAAGAGUCCCCUGGCGGAAAAGUCUGGGACAAUGACUGUGCGUUCGGUGCUGCUCAAUCGUGACUCCCCAGAUAUUGAGAGUCGCCUGAGGCGCCGUCGCAAUCGCACCCACCAGGUCCGCUUUAAAGACCUGGAGGAUGGCAGCAGCAGCAGCGGCAAUAGCGGCACUGGAGAGAACAACACCAACCAGAGGCCGAAAGCAGACUGCGAUAGUUCUCAUUCUUUGCGCAAACACAGCAGCAGGUCCCCCAUGGGACCUUGGGAGGACAGGGACGGACCACGAACUGACAGCCUACCUGGUCAGACCUCAGUGGUAGGGGCUGUGCGUGGGGACAUGGCUAGUACAAUAGAGGUCGUGGCUGCUUUUUUGGCCAGGGCCCCUCCUCAUCCACUGACGCCAGGACCCACACGUCGAUCCUGGGCACCGCCACAGACGAACUCCCUGACCUUGCCAAUGACAUGCAAGCCAAGCACCAGCACAGCCAUUCAGACGUCACCAUGCCUGAAAAAGUCUCUCUCUUCCACGCACACACGUAGCCACAGCCUGGGAGAUUCAUUGGGCAUAGACGGCGAUGAUGAACGCGACUCCCAGGAUGAGUACCUUUCACACAACCAUGUGGAGCUGCCGACCUCCAAAGAUCUGAAUGGUCCUCAAGGUCCUGUGGAUCAAACUGCGAUUGAACGGCGGUCGAAAACCUCCAGGGCGGAAAUGAAAUCGACUGUUGCUGCCACAAAAAACUGCAGGCACAGUUGUCCUCCAUCAGUCUUUCACAACACCGAGCCGUUCCACAGUUUCACCGCAUCCUGCCGAGACGGCCCCAAGCGACAGGGAAGUGUCACUCCCUCGCUGGUCAGGAGGCGAAAGCGUCUGAAUAGGACAACGAGCGAUCCUGGAAAAGACGUGCACUACUGCACCACUCCUACUCAGACUGAGGGCCCUCAUUCAACCCUGCCGCAUUCAAACACCAGACUUUGCGCUGCACGAGUUCAAACAGAGUGCACUUCUGCCAGUUCAAAAUAUUGCACUACACAAAGUCAAACGGAGGGUAAACAACAAUCUGCAGUCCAGAUUCAAACUAGCGGGUCCAAUUCGACCCUCUCUUUAAAUGUUACGCAGUGCACCACUCAGAUACAAACAGUCUCUCCCUUGCCUUCGCCAUCGCCUCCAGACCAUCAACCGUCCCAGACGCAAACAUCCAGCCCCUGUGCUUCUCCACCUCUGCUUGAAUCACCCAAUGCAGAACAAAUUCAAGUUGAGAGUCCCGUACCGCCAAAUGUGAUACAGGAGCCUCCCCCGACGCAAAUAACUACUGUGCCUUACUGUACAACUCCGCCUCCGACACGUGCACCAACACAGAACCGUGAAGAAUUCACUGAGCCAUCUUGCACCUCGUCAGCCGAGACAGCUAGUGUCCCCCCGCCUCCCUCACCAGCCCAGCCCGUUUCUUGCUUUGCACCCACUGUGAACUCGCACCCCAUCCCAUACUAUACUCACGUGACACCGUCAGGAUCUACCAGUGCGCCACUAGUCCGCUCCACUCCAUUGCAAGCACCACCAGCAUGCCCGACUACAAACUGCACCCCACCUGUCCCAAACAUGCCAUCACCGAUUACACUCACCUGUCUCACCCCUACUCCUGAAAAUAACCCAGGUUUGGCUACAUGUGAUCGCAUACACCAAACCACUACUCAACCACAGCCACCAAAUGCCUAUCCGGCUACAAAUCAAGCACCAUGUACAAUCGUGACACAAACUGCUUUGUCUUGCACCUCCAUCUCCUAUUACACUACAACGCAUGCAGCGGGCCCUCUCCACAAUUCUGCUACCCCUUCGUGUGCAACCCUCAUACAAACCAUAGCUCACUGCAACAUUCCAUGUCAAACUUUGCAAAACGCCUCCUCGGUCAGCGUAGGCGUAGCACCCUACUGCGCUCAAGUCCCCAAACUAACAACGUGCACAUCGCUGUCGCCACUUGUCAAUCUUCCAAACGCGCACCAUUGCGCGACGCCGACAAAAGCCGUUCCUCUUUACUCGUUUCGAGCAGCACCGCCAUACACCCCUCCCUCUCAGGCCACCUUGAAUGCUCAGGAUAAGAAGGGCAUUCGACUCCCACCUCCUGCGCCGCCACCACCACCCUACACACCACGUAAAAAGGGAACCGACCCGCCAGCAGCUGGAGAGCGAACACCCGGAGAGAGCAAGCCCAAAGAGGAUAAAGAUGAGAAGAAAGAAACUGUAAAAUGCACCGACACAGCAAAGCUCUGUGAGAGAGCCAGCUCUCUUAAACACAGGGCUAAAACUCCGCCAAUUUGUGUGGUGAAGGCAGAAAAGCCGGCCUCUCCCGCCAAGGCCUGUUUUAAGCCCAGCUGUCUCAGCUCAGCCCGGGCACAGCUUGGGGUACUACACAAAAUGCUCUGCGCAGGAGUCAACGCUCCCAACAGCCAACAUGCUCUCCCUCCAAACCAGCAGGGCUGUUCCGGGGCCAAAGGUUGUGCAGUUUCCGGGGAGAAGCCCCUGACUCCUAUACAGGCUGACACGCUGAGGCAGGUGCAGGAGAUUCUGGGAGGGUUAGUGUCCGGGGCCAAGUGUAAGUUGGACCCGGCCCGAGUGACAGAGAAGCUCCUGGGUCCCAAUGGGCCCUUGCGUGACAUUCGGAGCCUGCAGAACCAUCUCCACAGCCUAGAGGGGGUCCUGGAGACCAGCCAGAAUACCAUCAAAAUCCUACUGGAUGUCAUUCAAGAUUUGGAGAAGAAGGAGGCUGAGCGAGACGGAAGACAUUCAUACCGAACCGGUCAGGACAUUGAGAACUGUGGGACUUGCAGGGACUGCGCCUGCAUCAUUUACAGCGUAGAGCACGACUUUCGUCUUCAGGAAGGACAGGUGGUCCGCACGUGGAAGGUGGGCGACCCUCCCGAGGGCUCGCCCCAGACCUCCACCCCUCCGUCCGGCUCGCCCAGCCAACAGGACUCCCCCCAGGCCGUGCGUCCCACUGCGACCACCAAGAAGAACAGGAAGAAAUGCUUCUGGUUCCUCUGAAAACAAAAAAGACUUUUGCUACUGCAAUACCCCCGCAGACGGGGGAUUUCAUGAGCGACCUGGAGGAUUUUAACAUGCAAAUAUACAAAAGAAAAACUGUGGGAGUACGAGACACAAAGGUUGAGAUUUGAACGCCUUUUUGUUGGAGGUGAUGACAAUGCCUUGAUGUGCUUUUAGAGCUCUCCAAAAAGGCCUCUUCAGCUUUGUUAUGGCGCCGGACGGUCGCUUCAAGUGCAAUAUGACUAAGCAAUGAUGAGAUGUAAAGAGAAUAAACACAGAUAAUAUACACUACUGACAGAAAGUUAGGUAUCGCCACCUUUCGGGUGAAAUUUCAGGAUGAACCUAGAGGUGGACUUAAUUAGACCUUCUCUAAACUUUUGACUGCACAUGUCAAACUGUUGUGUUUCAGUACUUUUUGCACAACUUGUUGUCCUCUAACAAGGAUUAAUAUUAAUUAAUUACCUAAUCAAUGAAUUAAUUAUGUCAAAAUGUGAACAGCAUGAUUAAGCAGACUGUUUAAUUACUGACUGAACCAGGAAACGUUUUGGUCUCUUUGCAGAUUAAAAACCAUGUGUGAAUUUUGUCAUUCAGCUCCUUGUUAGAGGGCAGCAAGCUGUACAAAAAGUACUGAAACAUUGAACAGUUGGACACAUGCACGCAAACGUUUAGAGAAGGUCAAAUUAAGUGGGUUUGUAAAGGUUAUAGUGCAUUUUAGGUUCAUACUGAAAUUUUUAGAAAAACACCUCACUUUCUUUGAGUAGUGUAUAUAUAUAUAUAUAUAUAUAUAUAUAUAUAUAUAUAUAUAUAUAUAUAUAUAUAUAUAUAUAUAAGAUCAAAAGGAGCUGUUUUACAAAUAUAUAUAAGAUCAAAAGGAGCUGUUUUACAACAUUAAGAGAUUUUGGAGUCAUCGUCAUUAAUGGACUAAUGAGGGUCAGAACACCAGCUUUUAUACUCAGAGACAUUUAAAGACACCAUCAAAGACUUGUAUUUAAAAUAUUGAAAAGAUACGUCUUUUACUAUUAUAAUUGUGGAAGAAACCACAACACAUUUCCACAUGAGCAAACAUUUCCCUUCCCACACACAUUCUCCCACACGUAUAUAAACUACAUUUACAUUAAAAAGUACAGUAUAUAAGAGACUUCUGUGCAUAUUCUGCCAUGAUGUUAUAUUUCAGAUAUGGAAUAAUGCUCUAUAAAAAAAGUA
Messenger RNA from Phycodurus eques (leafy seadragon), 5234 nucleotides. RefSeq names its product mucin-2. The transcript is spliced from 4 exons. The coding region runs from base 948 to 4031 and encodes 1027 amino acids. Lineage: Eukaryota; Metazoa; Chordata; Actinopteri; Syngnathiformes; Syngnathidae. Gene Ontology annotation, cellular component: postsynaptic density. The record is from RefSeq and is a predicted model, not a curated record. Gene Ontology annotation, biological process: inhibitory postsynaptic potential.